Messenger RNA from Aureobasidium musti, 5670 nucleotides. The record is from the annotation of a GenBank genome assembly. NCBI's taxonomy places the organism in Eukaryota, Fungi, Ascomycota, Dothideomycetes, Dothideales, Saccotheciaceae.
AUGAUCAUCUCGGACCAGGAAAUGACCUUGGGAGUCUUCCUUAGGGACUUGCCUCGAGAAUUCAACAACCGCUACACAUCAGAAACAGACUCGCUUCUCCGCUCUCGCCUCUUUCGUGCUCUCGUCGGCGACGACGAGUCCAAGCUCACUCUUCUAUUCCCCAAUGGCGUGCCAGAAGAAGGCCAGUGGGUACUACGCGAUGCCCAAGGUGCCGUAGAUGGUGCAGAAUACACAGCGGCGGCANAAGGCCAUCCAUGCGGUCACAUAUUCAAGGCCGGCGAGUCAACAUACCACUGCAAGACAUGCGCUGCCGAUGAUACAUGCGUUCUUUGCGCAAGAUGCUUCGCCGAGUCCGAUCACGAGGGCCACAUGGUCUAUAUCAGUGUCUCCCCGGGUAACAGUGGUUGCUGCGAUUGCGCCGACGACGAAGCUUGGGUUCGUCCAGUCCACUGCACCAUUCACAGCGCCGACGAUGCGCCUGGCUUAAAGGCCGCUGGAAAGACGAGUCAAACGCCGACCUUGUCUGAUGAACUGCUCAUACCCGUUCGUAUGACGAUCGCGAAAGCCUUCGAUUACAUGUGCGAUGUCUUCUCCUGCUCGCCAGAGCAACUACGCCUGCAAAAGACUGAGGAUACUGUUCGAAGAGACGAGCUGCUGUCACGUCUCACGUCUCAACUUUACGGCGGAGCCGAGGUCGAUGAGUCGGAUGAAGAGUAUGCUUUAGUCUUGUGGAACGACGAAAAGCACACUGUCACCGACGUCCAAAACCAAGUAGCGAAAGCUUGCAGAAAAUCAAAGAGUUUUGGUUUGCAGAAAGCCAUGGAGGUCAAUGACAACGGCAGGAGCAUCAUACAUUACUCGCACGACCUUGCCGAACUCCUUCGUAUGGCUGCAAUUAUAGAACAGCUCAAGGUUACUGUUACUGUCCGAUCUGCCAGAGAUACCUUUCGCGAGCAAAUGUGCAGCUCCAUUGUUGACUGGAUUUCGGAUAUAUCAGGUUGCUCAAUGGCAUCGGACCCUCAUGUCCUUCGCAAUACGAUUUGUGAGGAGCUGCUGCAUCCCUGGCGAAUGGGAAGCGAAGCCACAAACGCUUCUAUAGGAGAGGGUGGUAUUGACGAUCACGAGCACGAAGAGAACCUUAGAGUCAAGCCCAGCCGACCCACCCGCCCUGCUCGCUAUUGGCUCGAAACUCCGGAAGAAUACAGAUCACAAUCAGCCUCUACCCCAGCGGAAGAUCUUUGGCAAAGAGUGCGUCUCGACUAUCUCAUAUUGUACGAUUUGAGGAUGUGGAAGACCCUUCGUAUCGACCUUCGCCAUCUCUACAUCAGUACUGUUGUCACUGUGCCUCAGUUCAAGCGUAUACUAGGACUGAGAUUUGCUGGCCUCUACACCAUGUUGGCUCAGCUCUAUCUUAUCGCUGACCGCGAGCCGGAUCAUUCCAUCAUCAAUUUGUCUGUACAAAUGCUUACGACUCCUUCCAUCACAGCAGAAGUUGUGGAAAGAGGCAAUUUCCUCACUAAUCUUCUUGCCAUUCUCUACACAUUCCUCACCACUCGUCAAGUUGGGUUCCCAAAGGAUGUGAAUCCAAACGCGACCCUUGCGUUCGAUGCAGGUGCUGUCACCAACAGACGCAUGUUCCACUUCUUCCUCGAUACACGUUACAUGUUCCAAUCUGCCUUUGUACAAGAAAAGGUCCGAAACGAACCCCGAUACCUGAUGCAGUUCCUGGACCUUGUCAAACUUCAUCAGGGCAUUUGUCCAAACGUUCGAGCAGUGGGCGAGCACGUGGAAUAUGAAGCAGAUGCGUGGAUCAGCGCUACGUUGAUCAUCAAGGAGAUCAACAGGCUUUGUCGUCAAGUUGCCGAAGCUUUCAGAUGGUCCGAUGAUGAAGACACAACUCCAGUACAGAGAGCCAUCAGAUAUGCUGCGCAAGCCACUUUCAUAAAUGCCUUUGGCCUCGAGCGCAACAGAUUCCCGAGUGCUGAAAUCAAGGAAGCCCAGACUUUCCUGCGUCUACUUAACAAGAAGAGACCAAAACACAUCGAAGCGAUUGGCCGCGAGGCGACAUGCCGCAAUGAAAGUCUCGUGCUGUGCGGGAACUCGGAUGAAUCACUGGGCGAACGAUUUUUGGCCCAGAUUGUUGACAGAUUCGAUCUGUCUGGUUUUGUCAAUGGUGUCUUUGAUCUUUACCCAGGUUAUGAUGAGCAACAAAGGCUUGAUGUCACCGAAGAAUUCUUCCACCUACUCAUCAUCCUGCUCAGCGAAAGACAGAAUCUUNUGCCUGGCCAGGACAAGCCAAGCCAACAUGUCAAGCCUUUGCAGCGUGACAUUGCACACGUCCUCUGCUUCAAGCCUUUGUCAUUCUCAGACAUUUCCAACCGUCUGACUGACAGAGUAGCGGACUCGGAAGAGUUCGACGCAAUACUUGAGAGCAUGACGAAUUUCCGUGCGCCUGAAGGGUUGAACGACUCAGGCACAUUCGAGUUGCAUCCUCGUUUCAUCGAACUCAUUGACCCAUACUACGCCUACUACAAUCGCAACCAGCGCGAAGAAGCCGAGACCGUUUACAGAGAGUACAUGGCCAAGAAAGUCAACAAGAGUGCUGCAGACAUUGUUUAUGAGCCUCAGCUCCAGCCCAUCAGCUCCGGACUGUUCAGAACCCUUGGUGCAUUCACACAAACCACACUCUUCAGUGAGAUCAUAUAUUGGGGUCUCGAAUUCUGCUUGCGUCAUGACGAGGCAAUCGACAACGCACAAAUCACCAGGAUCGAGACAAUGCUGCAUGUCAUUCUCCAUCUUACACUCCUGGCCGUAAUCGAAGACGCGACUCCACAUGGGCCGAAGCCGAUGGCGGCAGAAGAUAGCUUCGUUAGAUUGGCUCUAGCUGUCUCACACAGUGAGGAGAGCGCAGAAAAGACCAUUGUUGACCCUCUUUUCCGCUUGUCAAAGGUCAAGGCAUUCGCAUCUUGUACACCCAAGGUUCUGCAUAUUCUCAACAGAAUGUCUGAGAAGUGGCCAGAAGAGUUUGCCUCCGCCAAAUCAAGGCUGUCACCUGACAGUAAAGAAGAGAGCUCGGAGUCCGCACCUAGUCUAUCUGAGGACAAGGAGGCCAAANAGAAGGCUGCGCUUGAACGCCAGGCACGAGUUAUGGCACAAUUCAAAGCACAGCAAACAUCAUUCAUGGAAAACCAAGGCCUUGAUUGGGAAGCAGAUGACUAUAGUGAUAUGGACCAAGAUGACGAGAAAGAUAAGACUGUCGAGACUAGGGUCUGCCCCUUCCCCAAGGAGCCCUGUAUCCUGUGCCAAGAAGAUACCGAUGAUAGUAGGAUUUACGGCACAUUUGCUUUCAUCGCGCCGAGCAGAAUACUCAGACAAACGCCUCUGGAUGACAAAGACUUCGUGAGAGAAGUUUUGGACACACCAGAAAGCCUUGAUCAGUCUGCGGAUUCCAUCAGGCCUUUCGGCGUCGCCAAAUUCGCAACAGAGACGAUCGAGAAGGUUAACACUGAUGGCUCUAAAGGCACACAGGAGAAACGAGGUCUCGGANAAGGCUUCCCGCACAACAGUGCCUUCCAAGGUCCUGUCCUCAACAGCUGCGGCCAUAUUAUGCACUUUGGUUGUUUUGAAGCAUACCUGGCAGCGACUAAGAGAAGACAUACACAGCAUAUCUCACGCAACCAUCCAGAGCGACCCGACACGGUCGAGUUCAUCUGUCCUCUCUGUAAAGCACUUGGGAACACUUUUCUGCCAAUCAUCUGGAAGGAGAAGCACUACAAUCCGUCGUCUACUCUUGACCAGCAGCAGAAGACCUUCAAUCAAUGGAUUCUCGAUCAAGAAGCACACCGAAACACCGACGAAAUAGGCCAAUUGCCUUCAAGUGUCUCUGUUCGAGAGGCUCACAUGGAAUAUAUGCAGAAAGCCUUAGUCACUACGCUAGCAUCUUCUUUCCCGCAAGCUUCUUCUUCGCAUGCCAUGGAAGCUCGUUCGAUGGACCCGGAUUCAGAUACGCAGAGCUCUGAAGAAGAGUCGAGAUCGAUUCUGCCAGAAAUGGUUCGUAGAGUGGCGGACCAGUUCGAGCUCAACGCAACUGGUCUGCCUGGGCUAGAAACGCUAGUCAACUUGACACCAAGGUUGGAGACUUUGACCAACUUAGCUAGCAGAUUCGAUACUCGGAACCGACCUGCGACGCCAUCUGCAGAGCUCAAGAGAGCAUACAAUCGCAUCGAAGAGAGCUUGAGCCCGAUCGGUGCUUUGAAACCCAACACUAUUGGACUCGAGCCUGGAACACAGUCUUCAACGAUCCGCCUAGCCGAAACCCUUUGCAAUACCUUGGCCUUCACUGUUUCAAGCAUUGAAAUCUCGUAUCGAGGAGUCGCAAGUCCUAUGGAUGGUGAAACUGGCACUUUCCUUGACACGAUCUCAGAACAGAGUAUGAAGACCUUGCGCAUCCUUUCGGAGACUGUUCGCACUGCGACUGCUACCGCUGCCGUUAAGGCCGGCAUGCCCGAGUAUUUUAGAGAAAGCAGAGUACACAACUCAUGGGCUAGCCAGCUCAAGAAGGUCUUUGGCCAUGCAUCUGGUGAAGAUUCAGCACUUGCCUAUGCUUCAUUGCUCGGCCACGACUUGUUCACCUUCUUCGCGAAUUGCGCUAUCAACGAGGUGCCCAUGGGUGAGAACAUGCAUCACAUUCUCAGACUCUGCUACUCUGCAGAGCUGAUCAAAGUGAUCGUCACGUUCCUUUACCGCAACUCGAUCCUAGAUGCUCAGAAUGAUUCUUCAUCGGAUAGCUGGGAUCUAUCAGGAGUCAAGCUGUUCCAGACUUGGUGCAAGGAACACGAUGCUAUCAAAUUUAGCCCACACAUCUCAGGAUCACGUCUCUCCCAGCAAGAGUUCUGGGAUCUGAAUUGGGACGUACCCGCUCUGGGCAAGUUGAUCGAUGCAUACGCUCUCACAUUCCUCAGAAAAGCUUUGCUCCUGACUCAUGUUCAUUUCGGCGUUGAUUUCACAAACUCUCAUGGGGACCCAGAGUUAUCAGAGCUGCAACGCCUGAGCAAGAUCCUUCGCCUCCNNCCCUCGCCCCAAGAGGUAGUAGAGCAGCUAGGUACUGAUGAAGGAUUCCAGACGAUUGCUGCGCGAUGGAUCAAUAGCGUCCUCGUCAGCACUGCUGGAAAAGAAAGAUUGCGAACAGACGCACAAUAUCUCGGCCAUCCAGCGAUAUUCGAGCUCGUUGGCUUGCCGAAGCACUAUGAUACUUUGACAGAAGAAGCUAUCAAACGACGUUGUCCCACGACUGGCAAGGAAGUGACGGAUCCAGCCAUCUGUUUGUUCUGCGGAGAGAUUUUCUGCAGUCAAGCUAGUUGCUGCAUGACAGACCGCAAUAAGGGUGGUUGUUUCCAGCACCGAGAGAACGGCAAUAUUGGCAUAUUUAUCAACAUUCGCAAGUGCAUGGUUCUGUUCCUGCACCACAGCCAUGGUAGCUGGUACCAUGCGCCUUACCUGGAUCGACACGGUGAGGUCGACCCUACGCUGCGUCGUCACCAUCAACUCUUCCUCAAUCAGAAAAGAUACGACAAGCUUCUCAGAGAAGCAUGGCUUAAUCACGGUAUUCCUAGCGUGAUCUCAAGAAGACUCGAAGGCGAUAUGAACACUGGAGGUUGGGAGACACUUUGA